AUGGCCGGGACCGGGCCACUCCCCGGAGGCGGGGAAGCUGUGCCCUCGGGCCCAGGGCCCGGGGUGCCUGGGAAGAGCGGUGAGGAGCGACUGAAAGAGAUGGAGGCAGAGAUGGCGCUGUUUGAGCAGGAAGUCUUGGGGGCUCCAAUGUCUGGGAUUCCAGCCCCGCUCGUAGCCGCUGUGGAGCCAGCGCCCGUGCUUCGCCCCAUCAUUGCCACUAACACCUACCAGAAGGUCCAGCAGAGCCUGGAGGCCCGGGCAGCGGCAGCAGCUACAGUAAUUGCGCCCAUCGUGGGUCCCCCUGGCCCCUUUGUGAGUCCUGUUGGCUUCGGGCCUGGGGGAGAUAGAGGUCGGCUGGACAGCUCUGAGGCCCGGGAUGCCAUGUUUCUCCACUUGGCAGCAGGUGGCCCACGCCCCAUGGCUCUUCGGCUACCACAUCAGGCCCUGGUCGGGCCUCCCCUCCCUGGGCCUCCUGGACCUCCUAUGAUGUUGCCACUCAUGGCCCGGGCACAGGGACCCCCACUUGGCACGAUGGUGACCCUGAGACCUCCCCCCGAGGAGCCUCCAGCCCCUCGGGAACUAGACCUGGGCCUGGGCCUGGGUUUGAAAGAGAAAGAGGAGGCUGCAGCUGCGGCUGUGGCUGUGGUAGCUGCCGCAGCUGCUGCAACUUCUGGGCUGGAAGAAGUGGGUGUGGCCGUGGGGGGCCCAGGAGCUACCGCAAUCAUCGGGCCCAGCCUCCCCUUGCCCUUGACCAUGCCCUUGCCUGAGCCUGAGCCUCUGCCUCUACCUUUGGAAGUAGUGCGGGGCCUGCUCCCACCCCUGCGAAUCCCUGAGCUCCUGUCUCUCCGGCCCCGGCCCCGGCCUCGGCCUGAGCCCCAGCCACCCCCGGGACUCAUGGCCCUUGAGGUCUCAGAGCCACUAGGUGAGGACAAGAAGAAAGGGAAGCCAGAGAAGCUGAAACGGUGCAUCCGAACAGCAGCUGGGAGCAGUUGGGAAGACCCCAGCCUCCUGGAGUGGGAUGCAGAUGACUUCCGAAUUUUCUGUGGGGAUCUGGGCAAUGAGGUAAAUGAUGACAUCUUGGCCCGAGCCUUCAGCAGAUUCCCCUCCUUCCUCAAGGCCAAAGUUAUCCGGGAUAAACGCACAGGCAAGACCAAGGGUUAUGGCUUUGUCAGUUUCAAGGACCCCAGUGACUAUGUGCGGGCCAUGAGGGAGAUGAAUGGGAAGUAUGUGGGUUCCCGUCCUAUCAAGUUACGCAAGAGCAUGUGGAAGGACCGGAACCUGGAUGUUGUGCGGAAGAAGCAGAAAGAGAAGAAGAAGUUGGGACUUAGAUAG
Molecule: messenger RNA, 1332 nt
Organism: Gracilinanus agilis (Agile Gracile Mouse Opossum)
Lineage: Eukaryota; Metazoa; Chordata; Mammalia; Didelphimorphia; Didelphidae
Product: RNA-binding protein 42-like
Exons: 1
Coding region: 1-1332 (443 amino acids)
Molecular function (GO): mRNA binding
Source: RefSeq, a predicted model, not a curated record